AUGGGUGCAGCGACAGUUUUGCUAGUCAUUACACCUAAUUACAACGAGCUUGGCACCAACGACAAGGUGGUCCUCUUUAACCAAACGCUGUUCCCAUGGGACAAGAACAAAAGUAACGAAAUGUUCGAUUCAAAUUACUAUAGUCUCAUCGAAAGUAUCAACAGCGAACUCGACGAAGAUUGUUACUGUAAAGUCUAUCCGAACGAUGCUCAAAAGAAGGAUUGCAGUAUUUUGGCAAGAUUUCGAAACUGUCAUUUUCAGUCGCUGGGUGCCUCAUACCCGGACUCGCUUCAGUCCUCAUCUGACCUGGAGUGGGAGCACGAAGAGACAGUGCUGAGCUUCAUGGAAAGCGAUUUAUUUGCUCAAAACACGAAUAGCCGGUCUUUCUGGUCGUCAUCGCCAAUACGCAGGAGAGCUGUCCGCAUCGCCGGCGGCGUCCAGGGUGACGAAAAUGAUUUGCUGGAUGUGGACACGUUGCAGUUGCUCGCAGAAAUCGACUCGAUGGCCAACAGCAUCCACACAGCCAUCCCAUCAUCGUGA
Molecule: messenger RNA, 540 nt
Organism: Soboliphyme baturini
Lineage: Eukaryota; Metazoa; Nematoda; Enoplea; Dioctophymatida; Soboliphymatidae
Source: the annotation of a GenBank genome assembly